Molecule: messenger RNA, 2591 nt
Organism: Homalodisca vitripennis (glassy-winged sharpshooter)
Lineage: Eukaryota; Metazoa; Arthropoda; Insecta; Hemiptera; Cicadellidae
Product: serine/threonine-protein kinase WNK1-like
Exons: 2
Coding region: 1-1926 (641 amino acids)
Cellular component (GO): chitin-based extracellular matrix
Molecular function (GO): structural constituent of chitin-based larval cuticle
Source: RefSeq, a predicted model, not a curated record
AUGCGACCCCUGAGGUACACCAGAUGGUGCAGGGAAAGGCCUAGACAGACCACCAUCACACCUGACGAUCAAAAAGCGUUCCCCUCAAGUAACUCUUCAGCCAUAGGAGCAGCGAGCACAGACCCCAUAACCCUCAAGUUUAGUAGGCUAUGGUUAAUCUUAUCAAAAGCCUUGCUAAAAAUCAAGGUGAUAUGGUGUUUCACCCUGGUAGUUAUAGCUACCAACUGUAGAGCGCAGCCACAGCACCAUGACCAAGAACAGCCAGCACCUCAGCCGCAAGAGGUUGAAAUCAUCAAACAGAUCAAUCGAGUGAACGAUGACGGCUCCUACACCUUCGGAUAUGAGGCUGCGGACGGCAGCUUCAAGAUCGAGACCCGUGACGUAAUGGGGAACGUCAAGGGCAUGUUCGGUUUUAUCGACGAGACAGGAGAACUCAAGCGUGUAUCGUACACGGCGAACAACGGAACAGGUUUAAGGACGAGUGGUGACAUCAACAAUGCAGGUGAUAAACCUGUAGAGUUACCUGGGUACACGACGAUAUCUCCUGCGGAAGAGGGAACGCGAAGACCCUUACUUGUUCUGAGGCACCCUGAUCCCUCGAGAAGGCCGGUGAUACAACAUAUCCCGCGGAGACAACCCUAUCUAGCGGCCUCUUCUACUACUACGCCUUCGUAUGGAGAAUACGUCAAAGGACGCCGAACGCAUAUUGUUCUUCCGAACAGAAGUGAAGACACUACUUCAACUACUCCACAAGUCACUGAAGAGUCUGAAGCAGACGAGCCUACACAGAUUCCACUGCGGAGACUUUCAGUGACCAAAAGACCAUUGGGCAAAGGUGGCAACAACCUACGAAGACAACUGGGAAACGAGCCCGAUGCUCCCUCAGGAGACACUGCUGACGUGUACACCGGAGGGGCAGCCGUCCCGAGGUUCAUCCCUAUCCAAUCAGUGAGGUCUCCACAAUCCCCUUUACUCGCCAACCUACCACCUCACGUCGCGGCGGCCAUCAGACAGCAGCAGUUAGCUCGGGCCGCCGCCGCUCUAAGACCCUACCAGUCACCGGACACUUUACCCACAUCGGCACCCGUUCCUCCUCUCGCCCCUGCUCCCAGAUCUUCAGUAGUCGACGAACAAGAGUAUCCGGUCGUGAGGGGCGGCCGCAACUUCUUACCUCCGGUGAGGGCGCUUUACAGACCCGCAGAGGAAGAUGGUCCUCCUCAGAUACCCUUCCCGAUGGCUAGCCUUAGAUCACUCCGAGAUGAACUCAUGGAUUACAUACUUCAAUACCUCCAGUUUCGAUUGAACGGAGGAAACCCGUACCUUAUGAACCAGUACUUAACACAGUUUCAAAAUCCAAACAUAAAUCCGAAUUUUCCAUACCAAAAUCCUGUAUAUCAAGGCCCUAACCCGUAUAAUCCUUAUUUCUUUCCUAAUCCAGCCUAUUCUAGAGGACCCUUUCCUCCUGUAGGUUUUCCUCCAGCAGGAUACCCUCCUGUGGGAUAUCCAGGACAGAAUUUCCCACAGCCUUUGCCGUUUUCUAGUCCGAACAAACAGCAGGCCGCUCAACAGUACGGGACGAGCCAACGUAGUGCUCCCACCUACGAGCAGUUCAGACCCUCUCAGAGAUUCUACCCGCCUCAGAGGAUCGCCCCGGCGGGCUACGAGACUCAGCGAGUACCCCCUGGCUACGAGCAGGCAGAGACACGCGGCUCUUCAGAUCAGACGACGUACACACUGCCGCCUGCGGACGUGCUGAGGAUGAUGCUGGCCAGAGGAUUACCUGGGGGCCAAACAUCGACUACUGCCACUCCCACCUCCACUACCGCACCCGUGCGUAGCGUGCAGAUCCUGGGGGCGGCUUCCUCCCUAUCUACUUCUACAGUACGACCACCCGCACCUGUAGACGAAAUGGAAAUGCAGGCUUAAGUCCUCGAUUUCCCCACUAGCUUUUGAAUCACUGAAUCGUAACUUAUUUUGCACAUCAUCGACGUAACAUUUUACACAACGUUCUUUUUACAGCAACCUUUCUUUUUAUUUAUCAAGUUGUUUUUAAUCUUCUAGGGAAAUAGUAAUAAUUGUAUAUAACAUUAACCUUUAAAACUUCACCUAUUUGUUCCGAUAACUGCGGGACAUAAACAAACAUAUUUAAAUUUAAUUAACUAUGAAUUAAAUUGAGAAAGUAAAUAUUUGUUCAAACACAAGAGAAUUACUUUCCAAACAAUAUCACAUCUUAUAAAGAUGUACUUUUUGCAACACAUAAGGAAAAUUUAGCCAAAGGCAAUAAUUAUGAAACACUAUUACUUGUUCUAAUCUUUUAAACGACUGAUUCAAGAUUAUUUCAUUAAUUUUCCUUUUUGCGCAUUUUGUCAAUCUUAAGUUCUUUAUUUUGUUAUAAAUCCUUUUCUGCGUUAAAAAUAUUUCAUUCAUAUAACGUAUGAAAGUAUAAUGCUAUAGCUCAGAAUGUUGUAAAGUGGCAUGUUUGAUACAUAUGUAUACCAAAGCUUACACCAUUGAUACUGUAGUUUAUAGCACUAGUUAUUUUCUUACCUUCGUUUCCUAUAUUCUUUCAUACGUUCCUUGUAAGGUAGACU